This is a messenger RNA of Symbiodinium necroappetens, 654 nucleotides long. Lineage: Eukaryota; Dinophyceae; Suessiales; Symbiodiniaceae. The record is from the annotation of a GenBank genome assembly.
AUGUUCGGACUCUGGCUGAUCGGGUACAUCAUUCUGCCUGGAUCUCCCGGGUGGCCGAAGCACUUCAACGGCGCGAAGUUUCACUUCGGCGUUUUGUGUGACCGUCAGCUUUCAUUCAUCAAGAAGGUAAAGCCAGUCACGGGUGAUCCAGACCAUUUCUGCAAGAACGGAGUGGUCUUGAAGAGUGGUGAGACGGUCGAUUGUGAUGUGAUCGUUUGUGCCACGGGGUAUGAUACCCGCUUUGCCGCCCUCGAGUGCUACAAGGAUGGGAAGGCCAUCAGUGUGAAGGAUUGCCCGUUGUACGAGCAUGCGAUCGUGCCAUGCUUCCCAUGCCUGAUCAGCGCGGCCACGGCAUUCUACCACUUCGGCCCAAUCCGGGGGGUCACCUUGGCGGAAUACGUGGUGCAUUGUCUGAGGAGGGGGCCGCUCAGAGAAGAGACAAUGCAGCAAGCGGCAAGCCCCAACCUUUGCACGCAAAUAUCCGCGACAUCCAUUAUUUUUACCAGUGCGACAGUCUUGGUCCGGCAGUGGCUCCUCCUUUUCAUCGACCUGUGGCGAGCCGGUGUGAUAUCAUUGUCCGCCUUCCUUGAGAUUGGCAUAGCCACUUGGGUCACGGGGGUGUGCAAACCACUGCGGCUCAAUGUCGGUAGCUGA